Rubroshorea leprosula is the source of this 574-nucleotide messenger RNA. NCBI's taxonomy places the organism in Eukaryota, Viridiplantae, Streptophyta, Magnoliopsida, Malvales, Dipterocarpaceae. The record is from the annotation of a GenBank genome assembly.
GAAAUCGGGUAUUUUAAUUUCCAGGACGCAUCUGCGUAGGGUGAAAUCAGAGAAAAGAUGGCUUCUAACGCCGGUCGGAAGCUGUUCCAUGGCAAAGGGGUUUCUAACGCCGCUAAGAUUCCGCUCCGCCGCAAAGGCAAAGCGAAGAUAGAUCCUAGUCCUUCCUCUCAGUUGGGUAAAUUCCUGGGCAUCCCUGAGCCGCCAAGCUCCGACAUCCCCAAGUUGAUCUCCAACUUCAUCAAACUCCAUGUUGGCCAUGGUCGUGGAUUGAAGAAGGAAGGUUUUCCCAUGGACAAGUUGAAGGCCUUUCUGAGUGGCAAAGACAGCAUUGGGACUCCAGAGAUUGCAAAGUUACUGUCUCAAUUCCAAUUCAAACGCUUCUGAUUACACCCUCUCACAAGCUGAUCUCUGCUUACUGUAGCCAUCUACUUGAUUUUAAUAUGUCUUGGGAAAAUUAUGGUUCUGUUAUGAACAAAAUUAUGCUCAUAAACUCUGUUUACCAACUGUUCGAUGAUAUGCCUCAAGGAAUUUCAUUGCCUGUUAAACGGUUGAUCGAUCGCAUUCCAUUUGUUUU